AUGAAUUCGUCCAAGCAUGAACAGGCCGUUGCAGAGUUGAAUUCAUCAGAUCGGACGACGUGUUUGAGUGCUCUUCGGUUUAUUAAAAAUAACGUUAUUGGCAAUAAGACAAAGAAAGAUCUCUAUAUUCAACUCAAUGUCAUACCAAAGCUGGUCAAAUUCCUUAGGAGUGAGGCUGAUACGCAAGUGAAGAUCCAAUCUGUAAUAAUUCUUGGAAGUUUUGCGUAUGGUGGAGAGGAGAAUGUAAUGGACCUUGUUAGACAUAAUGCGAUAAGACCUCUAUUAGACUGCAUAUCAUUGAAGAAUGACCCAAAGUUGAUUGAAGCGGCAGUGAGAGCGCUCAAGGCCGCUUACAAGUCACCUGCCGCAGACAAGAGUGAUGUAUUUCACGACGAUUAUCUUCGAGAUAUCAUCGUACUUUUGAACCUAGAUUCUCUAAAUCCAAAGACGGAUCGCGAAAAGAUCAUGGCUAUUCACAUUGCCGAAGUUGCUGCAACGAUCAUUGCUCGAUGUUGUGAUACGGUCGAGCAGCAAUUGCAAAUAGCACGCGCGGGCGCACCUUCUGCGCUAAUAAAAUUGCUUACAUGCGGUUAUUCUAAAGCUCAAGAAGCUGCUUUAGAUGCUUUGGCGUUUCUGUGUCGGGAGAAUCCCAUGUUUGGCAAAGCUAUUGUUGAAAUCAAAACUGAUACAGGGGGCAGUCCUGUUGACAUUAUGUUGAAGCUAAUACGAGACAAAUCACCGAUGAUGAGAUUAAUAGCGUCGAGAUGCUUGACGCACUUGAAUCGUUGCAAAGCAAUAGAAGAAUAUUCCGAUGAUAUAAAAUUGGGUGUCUUACCAACACUUGUCAAAUUACUCGAUGAGAAAGGGCCUGUUCAGGAAGAAGCACCUCAUGUCCUAGCAUAUUUAAUCAGAGACAAUGAAAGUCUGCAAAAGGCUGCUUGUGAUGCAGAGGCUAUAACAAAGUUGGCUCAAAUUAUUACUCAGAUUGGAAAUGAAGAACGACAAUAUUACGAUUCAGCUGAUAGUGACAAAUUAAAAGAGAACGCUCUUACUGCUCUUGCCGCAAUGAGUUCAUUGACUGACGCUGGUCGCAAACUGGUUGUAGAAGCGAAUAUAGUAACACAGAUUGUACAAGCAAUGUCGCAUCGCUCAUAUGGAGUGCGGGCUGCGGCAUGUCAAUGUACGCGGAGUCUGUCCAGAUCAGUAAACAUACUACGUACCAGUCUAAUAGAUGCGGGUGUGGCUGGUCCAUUAUUUAAGCUUCUCUCUGACGAAUCAACAGAUGUACAGACAAUUGCAUGCGCUACACUAUGUAAUAUGGUCCUCGAAUUUGCCCCGAUGAAAAAGACGGUCGUCGAAAUGGGUGGAAUAGAGAAAUUCGUAGAAUUGCUUCGGUCAUCUGACAAUGCUCUUAGACUUAAUGCAAUAUGGGCAUUAAAGAAUUUAGUGUGUUCCGCAGAAUCAGAUAUAAAAGAAUCCGUAAUGAAAAUAUUGACAUAUCCUACAAUGGCAAGCCUAAUAGACGAUCCCGAGAUUGAUAUUCAGGAACAAGCAAUUACGCUGUUGCGUAAUCUUGCCUGCAAACGACCAGUGGAUAUCGAGGAAGUAUUUAAAGGAUUGGGCGAAAAUCAAUUAAUGGAUAUAAUUGAAAACAAAUUGCUUCGAUACGAAGCAAAAGAAGAGAUCAUUAUGCAGAUUUUGUAUGUCAUUACUAAUAUCGCGAGCGGAGACGAACGACAUAAGCAAAGCAUCAUGAGUCGAUCAUCAAUACUACAAAGCAUACUCAAAUAUAUGAGCCAUGAUAAUCCGGAAAUACGCGUGGCCGCAGUCUGGUGUCUCAACAAUCUCACCCAUCCAGAAGACAAACAAAUAAUAGGAACACAAGAAAGAAUCAGACGAUUACGACAGAUGGGCUUUGAAGAGAAAAUUAAAAACAUGGCGGAAGAUGGACAUUUAGAUGUCCGUGAGCGCGUAAAGCAGGCAAUGUCUCAGUUUUCACAAGUAUAG
Paraglomus occultum is the source of this 2007-nucleotide messenger RNA. The record is from the annotation of a GenBank genome assembly. Lineage: Eukaryota; Fungi; Glomeromycota; Glomeromycetes; Paraglomerales; Paraglomeraceae.